Messenger RNA from Trichosurus vulpecula (common brushtail), 1247 nucleotides. RefSeq names its product sialic acid-binding Ig-like lectin 14. The record is from RefSeq and is a predicted model, not a curated record. Lineage: Eukaryota; Metazoa; Chordata; Mammalia; Diprotodontia; Phalangeridae. The transcript has 7 exons. The coding region runs from base 75 to 1247 and encodes 390 amino acids.
UGGCCAGAGGGUGCCAUGGUGUUCAGGGAGUGACACAGGAUCCCAGCAGAGCCUUCCUCUCUCCUGUUUCAUAGAUGCUGCUGCUGCUGUUGCCCUUGCUCUGGGAGGGGUGCAUCUCCCAGAGACUGAAGGUGCAGUCCUCGGUGACUGUGCAGAAAGGGAUGUGUGCCCAUGUCCCCUGCACCUUCGAUGACGAUUCACUCUUACUCUAUGGCCAUGACCCAGUUUAUGGCUACUGGUUCAGAAAAGGAACUCACGUUAUAUAUGGCAGUCCCAUGGCCACCAAUGACCCAUUCCGGAGGGUGGAAGAGCAAGCCGAGGGAAGAUUCCAUCUUCUUGGGGAUCCCAGCAUGAACAAUUGCUCUCUGAGUAUCACAGAUGCCCAAUCCUCAGACACGGGGAAUUAUUUCUUCCGUUUUGAAAAAGGAUAUGAGAAAUACAGUUACAGAAAUCCGCUACUUUAUGUGACUGUGACAGACUUGAUCCAGAAACCAGACAUCUCUGUUCCAGAGAUGCUAGAGUCAGGGAACCCAGUGACUCUCAACUGUACAUUUCCAUGGACCUGUGGGGAAAACAGAUCCUUCAAAUUCUCCUGGAUGGGGGCUGCCUUGUCCUCCAAGCCAGAGAGCUCUGGGGUAUCCCACUCCUCAGAGAUCUCCUUCAUCCCUGGGCCCCAGCAUCAUGGCACCAACCUCACCUGUCAGGUGACCCUUCCUGGAGGCCGUUUGAACACAAAGAGAACCAUCCAACUCAAUGUAUCCUAUGCUGUGCAGAAUGUGUCCAUCACCGUCACCCAGGACAACAGGACAACAGUUUUCAACCCAGGAAACAGCUCAGCUCUUUUGGUGCAGGAGGGACAGUCCCUUCACCUGCUCUGUGCUGCCAACAGCUAUUCCCCAGCUACACUGAGCUGGAUCCUGAGGGACAAAACCCUGGCCUCUUCCCAGCCCUCAGAUGAUGGAGAACUGCACCUGUAUCUGCCCCACCUGGGGCCAGCAGAUGGAGGGAAAUACACCUGCCUUGCUCAGCAUCCUCUGGGCUCCAAGCGGUCAUCCCUGAACAUCUGUGUACAGUUCUCCUCUGCCAAGGAGAACAGCUCUUGGCCCCUGAUGCUCACACUGCUCAGGGGAGCCCUCAUGGGGGCUGGCUUUCUCCUCACCUAUGGCCUCACAUGGCUCUAUUAUACUUGGAAGCCUCUAGGGAAGGAACAGCCACCAGCUCCAGAAGUGGCCCAGUCAUCUCUCUGA